UAUGAGCCUCAUCAAACAGUGCCUCGAUCUCGCGCAGAAUCCCAAACAUACGCGAUGGAUAGCGCCGCUGCUGUUGAUUGCAGAUACUCUACUCUCUGGCCUCGUCAUUUGGAAAAUACCAUAUACGGAGAUUGACUGGAAAACGUACAUGGAGCAUAUUGAGAUUUAUAUGAAAGGAGAAAUCGAUUACAGGAAGAUCGAGGGAUCUACAGGACCUCUGGUGUAUCCAGCCGCACAUGUUCACAUUUAUCGCCUCCUCUACUCGCUCACGGAUCAUGGGCGCAACAUCUCGACCGCGCAGAUUAUCUUCGGAUUCGUGUAUUUGCUUACGUUGGCGGUAGUCAUGCAGUGCUACCGAGCAGCAAAGGUCCCACCAUAUGUCUUUCCGCUACUCAUUUUAUCAAAGCGCUUACACAGCAUCUUUAUGCUCCGCUUAUUCAAUGACUGCUUCGCAGUUUUGGGACUCUUUUCGGCCAUAUAUGCCUAUCAGAAAAACCAAUGGCAUCUCGGAACUCUCUUCUACACCACCGGGUUGAAUGUCAAAAUGAGUCUGCUGCUGCCCUUGCCUGCCAUUGUGAUUCUCGCACUCCAGUCUGUUGGGCCGCGGGAGAUGAUGACUCAGCUCAUGAUAGUUCUACAAGUCUCUCUUGGCUAUGGAUAUCCGUUCCGCAUGCAGGCUCCAUCGUAUUUUUCAAGGGCAUUCCAGCUGACUAGGGUUUUCCUCUACAAAUGGACUGUCAAUUGGAGGUUCGUAGAUGAGUCUACCUUUCUCUCCAAGCCCUUUGCAAUCGGCCUCCUCGCUGUCCAUGUUGGACUACUCGCCCUGUUUGGACUCAACCGGUGGAACAAGCCGGCGCAGCGGCGCAGUCUCCGUGAAUUUCUAAUGCUUCUAAAGGAUGAGCCACGGGACCAGGAUCAUAUAGCGAAGAGAGUAACGCCGAGCUUUAUUAUGACCACCAUGCUUACUGCAACUGCAAUUGGCAUGCUAUGUGCCAGAUCAUUGCACUACCAAUUCUAUGCCUAUAUUGCGUGGACAACCCCGUUCCUAUUAUGGAGAGCUGGCUUCCACCCGAUUAUCCAGUACGCGCUCUGGGCGGCACAAGAGUGGGCAUGGAACGUGUACCCCAGCACAUCCGCGAGCUCGAUGACGGUGGUCGGAGUUCUAGCCGUCACAGUAUUUGGCGCAUGGUGGGGGACGAGAGGCGAGUUCGACAGUGUCACAGCGAACGGCGGACCAACACACGAACACAACGAAUAGCCAAUCCUCACUCCUCAUCCGAUUCCACCGGCGGCAUCUUCCCAACCGUCGACUCCUCCUCAUCGCUAUCCCCAG
Molecule: messenger RNA, 1333 nt
Organism: Lindgomyces ingoldianus
Lineage: Eukaryota; Fungi; Ascomycota; Dothideomycetes; Pleosporales; Lindgomycetaceae
Product: Lethal(2)neighbour of Tid protein
Exons: 4
Cellular component (GO): endoplasmic reticulum
Molecular function (GO): dol-P-Man:Man(5)GlcNAc(2)-PP-Dol alpha-1,3-mannosyltransferase activity
Source: RefSeq, a predicted model, not a curated record